AUGGCUUUGUCGCUUCUGCAGGACGCUCAAACAGCAAGAGGAUUAGCCGCCGUCCGUACGUUGCAAGGUAUGAACCGUGACGAAGAGCGUAGCCUGUCGGUCUCCCCGCCACUCACUGGCCAGCGCCAGCAGCACCAUCUCGGUAUGAACUUCCAGCACACGCCUUCCCUUUACGGUGGAUUCCACCCAGCGACCGCUUCCGCCAUGGGUAUGCUUGCCCCGCAACUGCUGGCCGCCAACCAGACGGCCGCAGCCGCACUGAUGGCCGCCGGACUGCCCAUGUCCCUGCGGGCAUCGCUCGCUACCGGUCUCUUCCCACCGCAUGCUGCCCUGUUCGGUGCGUGGGCACCUCCGACGCCCACCAGCAAUAACAGCAGUCCCCCACCGCCCCAGAGCCCGAUCUCGCCCGCCCUCAGCCAUAAGAGCUCCAAGUCGCUUAAGCUGAGUGCAGCGGCCGCCGCCAACAACAACAACAACAGCAGCAGCACGAACAACAAUCACAUCGUCUCCACCACGUCCGAGAUACUGCCACAGACGAAGAAGCUCACGAAGCGAAAGCACCAGGCCGCGUCCCGCAAGGAGUCGGCCGCAUCACACCAUCACCAUCAUCUGCAUCACCUGAUGCGAUCACCGAGCCAUUCGCAUCCGCACCAUCUGACGAUCCCGGUCGACAUUCCGGUGAGUCCGGGACCAAUCUCACCACCGACCUCUGGCUCAUCACCGCAGUCGAACGGUAGCGUCGAACUGCCGACCACGAUCACCACCACGACCACCUCGAACAACAACAACACCUCCUCGUCGACGUCCUGUUCGUCGGUGACGUCACGCGAUCCUUCCCGCGACAAGGUGUUCACCUGCAAGAUCUGCAGCCGCUCGUUCGGGUACAAGCACGUCCUGCAGAACCACGAGCGGACGCACACGGGCGAGAAACCGUUCGAGUGUCCCGAGUGCCACAAACGAUUUACGCGCGAUCAUCACCUCAAGACGCACAUGCGACUGCACACGGGCGAGAAGCCGUACUCCUGCACGCACUGCGACCGUCAGUUCGUGCAGGUCGCUAACCUGCGCCGACACCUCCGUGUGCACACCGGCGAGAAGCCGUACGAGUGCGAGAUGUGCGACCAGAAGUUCAGCGACUCGAAUCAGCUGAAGGCGCACAUGCUCAGCCACAGCGGCCAGAAACCGUUCCACUGUGAUAGGUGCAAUUCGAGCUACCGGCGGCGGCACCAUCUACUCCACCACAAGUGCGGUCUGCCGAGUCCGCCGACACCCGCCGUCAGUCCCGCCGCCAGUGGCGAUCACCUGUCCGACCAUGCCAAGUCCGUGUGCGGGGGCUCCGAAUCGAGUGAUCUAUCGCUGGACGGACUGUCCAAGAUUCCGACCACACCGGGCAUGCUGUUGCACCAGAAGUUCCCCGGUUUGACACUGCCGCUCAACUUCGGUCCCCUGCCGGAGGUGAAGGCGGAUUCCGGCGCUGCCGCCAUGGAUCUGCGUGCGUCUAGUCGGUCUCGCACGCCACAACAGAUCGCGCACAUCAAGAGUGAACUGCCCGAGCAGACGGAACCGGAGGAUCUUAGUAUGCAUUCGCCUCGCUCGCCCGUCUCCAUGGAGGAGCUGGACGAGCUGGACGAUGCGGCCACACUCUACCUCAAGCAGCGCCAACAGCUGCUCCAGCAACAGCAGCAACAUCACGGGAUGGAGCUGUAA
Messenger RNA from Anopheles marshallii, 1707 nucleotides. Its product is annotated as protein krueppel. NCBI's taxonomy places the organism in Eukaryota, Metazoa, Arthropoda, Insecta, Diptera, Culicidae. Bases 1 to 1707 code for a protein of 568 amino acids. The record is from RefSeq and is a predicted model, not a curated record. Gene Ontology annotation, cellular component: nucleus. Gene Ontology annotation, biological process: regulation of transcription by RNA polymerase II. The transcript is spliced from 2 exons. Gene Ontology annotation, molecular function: DNA-binding transcription factor activity, RNA polymerase II-specific; RNA polymerase II cis-regulatory region sequence-specific DNA binding.